CAGACAGCUCCUGAACGCAUCGCACUCCGGUGAGGUGGGUACUUUGAGUUACCUCAGAGAAACCAGUGACAACAAUGAGAGAGCAGUAAUCUGACCCACGGCAGCGGCAGCGCCUCUCGGAUUAAAAGGGUUAUUAUCAGGCGAUUACAGCAGGAAGUAGCCGGACCCAGGGCUUCGUCUAAUUAAAGUCCAGCCUCUGUUUCAGCCUCCUGCCUGAGUCCACCUGAGCGUCUCUCUCCGCGGCCCUGAAUGUCUAAACUACCAGGAAAUGCAGGUGUGUCGGUGCUCGGGGACAAGUCGCUGGAGUUCUACCGGGAUCCGGUGAGCUUCUGCCGGCAAAGGAUCGACAAACACCGGAGCAGAGUGUUUGUGAGCCGCCUGCUGAACCGACCGACCGCCUUCAUCUGCUCCGUGGAGGCGAUGAGAGAGCUGCUGUGCGAGAAGUCCAACCAGUUUCUAAAGGAUCCGACUGAUCUGAUGACAAACGUGUACGGUGACACUGUUGUUACCACUAAUGGUGAAGAAGCUUGCCUCCUCCGUCUGUCCCUCACCAGCCUGUUUACAGGAACACGUUUAGAAUCGUCAUCUGAUUAUAUCACCAGUGUCUGUGAGCGCUGUCUGAAGGACCUCUCUGUCAGAGGCCAGCCAGAGUGUGGAUACUCCGUCUUUAAGCGUCUGGGGACGGAGCUGGUGUUGGGCCUUUUUCUGAACGUACGAGCUGAGGAGCAGCCGGAACUUUUUGAGGAAAUCUCACAGCUCUGCACUACGCACUGGCAUGGUCUCAUCUCUGCUCCCAUAAACCUGAAGGCUCCUCUGUGGUCCUCGGGCUUUUCUACGGCUCUGGACGCCAGAGACAAACUGAUGGACAUCAUCAAAGACAAACUGCAGAAUGACAAACAGGGUUUUGUCGGCCACCUCGGUUCUCUGCCGCUGCCCGACUCCAGAGCUGCUGCCCAACAUCUGCUGCUCUUCAUCUCCGCUCUCAUCCCCAAAGCUCUGGCGUCGCUGCUCACCUCCUUCACCCUGGCACUCAGCGGAAACGAAAAGGAGGAGACCCGUCGGCGAGCAAAAGAAGACCCAGACUUCCUGCACAGAGUUCUGCUGGAGGUUCAGAGGCUUUGGCCGCCUUUCAUUGGAGGACGCAGAUUAGCUGAUCAGGACUCCACCCUCGCUGGGUUUCUCGUCCCUAAGGAUUAUGGUGUGGUCUACAUCAGCCACGCCGUCCAUCGAGACCCGGAGGUGUUUGAGCAGCCGGACAGCUUCCAGCCGGAGAGAUGGAGCGGAAGAAACGCAGGCCAGGAGCAUUUCCUGUGCUCCUUUGGCAACGGGCCCAGAAACUGCAUCGGACCGAAACUCACCAACAUCUUCCUCAAGGAAGCGUGCACAUACCUGUUAGAGCACUACGACUGGAGCCUGGACCCUCCGGAUCAGGACCUCCAGUACAAAUGGCUGCCGGUGUCUCGGCCCGCCGACCGCCCGACCAUCUCCUUCACCCCCACCGGACGUGACGCCAGCUAGAGAUGCACAGUAUGUUUAAUAAAGCACUGAAAGCUGUGACUGUCAGGCAAACAUAUGGGUCUAGAAUGAGCAGAGGAAGCUGGAGGAUAUCUUGCAGAGGGAAGCCGGCGAGCUGCGAGGCCCCCCCCCCCCCCCCCCCCCCCCUCCACAGUUAUCGUCAUGGGGAAAGCCGAGGAGUGCUGGUUUCACUCCGUCUGUUCCUCUGCCAGAUAUUCUGCAGCGUUCCUUGAUGACUCUGCAACGGAAGACGAGAGAAAUGAGUCAUUCUUCCAUUGUUGACCGUGCCGCUGCUAGACAGACGUUUGUGUUCUGUCUUUUUUUAAAAUGCUGCCUUUGAAAGAAACUCAGCAAAACGUUCCAAAAGCCUGUCGUACACGUCAAACGCUGCUUCUAGGUUAUGAUGGUGUAUUCUGUUAACCCUCCCGUUGUAAUGCGGGUCGAAAUCGAAAAUGUGGAGAAAAAAUAUUUCACAGUGAAACUUCUGAUGUCCACAUUUUCAACAUUUUUGGGAAAUCUUUGAACGUAUUUGGUGGAAAAAAAGAAAUGUUAGAAAUGUUUCUUAAGAGCAUUCACAAAAAAAAUCGCAGGAUUUUCGUUGAUUUUUAUGUGAAUGUUCUUAAAGAAAACAUUAGAAAUUUUACAGACAUAAAUGUAAUAACUUUGGAUAUUUUUAGGAAUUUUUUAACUCAUUUUUUUUAAAGUAUUUACAAGAAUUUUCUUGCCAAAUUUCAGGGAUUUUUUUAAAAUCAAACUUUUAUGGGGAACUUCUUAAGGAAUUUUUUUAGAAUUUUCUUCCUGAAGGUUUUGCAAAUUUUGAGAAAUUUGGGGAAUUUUUUUUCUGAAUUUUUAGAUUUUUUUCAGACAAGGAAACAAUAUUUUUUGGUGCUGUAAAUGAGGAUAACGGGAGGGUUAAUAGAAAUUUACCUCCAAUAACGUGAGCUAGAAAUGGCAUUUUUUCCUCUCUUACUGCAGUAUAAAUAUCCACAUCCAGGUUUGCUCACGUGCACACAUGAAGACGGAGGUAAACCCUCAGAUUCCAUCACUGGCUGCAAACCUGUCUCCCCUAGCAACCACCACUGCUUAGCAACCGUUCGUCAUACCGACACCGACUUGCCUCCGUUUAAUAUGCAAGCCUCACACACACACUAACCUGGUUACUUCUGAAAGCAUUCGGUCGACACGCCGUCUGAAUCCCGUGUAAACGAAGCCACAAGGCGUCUUAGAAGGAUUUGAAUCGUAAACGUGAAUUACUACGGGAGAAUUAACGUCAUAUUUGGUUCUGCGAAGCGCUUUGUGCGAUGUCACAUACAAGUGUUGUGUGUUUUUGUGUUUUAUGACAGACUGUCUGACUUUAUGUAAUGUUUAAUUUGAAUAUGUAGCUCUGUCUGAGUGCUUUGUUAUGAGGAAAAAUGUGCUUUCCAUUAUUUUAUCUGGUCAAAUAUGAUGUAAUCUUAAAUGUGAUUAACUUAUUUUUCUGAUUUUAUUUUUAGUUUGUACCACAGUGGAGUGAUUUCCAGGGAAUGAGAGGCCAUCAGGCAGUUAACCCUCCUGUUGUCCAUAUUUAUGGGCACCAAAAAAUAUUGUUUUAUGUCUGAAAAAAAUCCAAAAAUUCAGCAAAUAAAAAAAAUCCCCAAAUUUAUAAAAAUUUGUAAAAAUCUUUCGGAAGAAAAUUCCCUAAAAGUUUCCCUUAAAAAUUUUUUUUCUUUUUAAAAAUCCUCAAAUUUAUAAAAAAAAUUGUAAAAAUCUUCAGGAAGAAAAUUCCAUAAAAGUUUCUUUUAAAAGUUUUAUUUAAAAAAAAAUCCCCAAAUUUGGCGAGAAAUAAAAAUUGAAUAAAUAAAUAAAUAAAUAAAAAUUGUAAAUAUUUUCAGAAAAAGAAUAAAAAUUUUCUGAAAAAUAUCCUAAAAAUAGUGAUUACAUACAUAUCAGUAAAAACUCUAAUAUUUUCUUUAAGAACAUUCACAAAAAUAAGUCAACCAAAAUCCUGUGAAUUUCACUGGAUUUUUGUUGAUUUUUUUGUGAAUGUUCUUCAAGAAAUAUUUUUUUAAUAUUUCUUUUUUUUCCACCAAAAAUCUUUCAAAAAUUUCCCAAAAAUGUUGAAAAUGUGGAAGUUCUCACCGUGAAAAUGUAUUUUUUUCCCACAUUUUCAAACUUUAACACGAGUCAGUUUGACCUGCAGGACGACACGCGGGUUAAAAUAAAAUAAACAAACAUGAUUUAAAGGUCAUUUUAACAUAUAUUCACUUACUAUUCUGCUGUAAAGUCAUAUUUAAAUUAAAAUUAACCCCCAAAACUUGCUAGAAGAGGUUUAAAAGGCAUGUUAUCUUUAAAAAAAAAUGUCCCAUUUAGAAAGUAGAAAGCACACAAUGAAAGGAUAAUUGUUUGUUUUCUACUUUCUGAUGCCUCUGAACUCAUUGUGUUCUGUUAACCAAAUCUAAUCACUUUAUUCUACAUGAGUCAUUUAUAAAUUUACCAAAAAUAAAUAGUUUGUUUCCAUCAUAUUGUGUAAGAAAGAAAAAGUCUCAGUGAGUCAAACAUUCUGAGACUUUUCUGCUGAUCUGCAGGCAGUGUUUCAUCAGAUAGGAGAUAAGUAUGAAAAACAGGAAAAUAUCUGCAGUGUGUAGAGUGGUUUUUGUUUUCUACUGCUGGUUACAUGAAUGCUGCACACGUUGAUUCCGUUUAUUGCAAAAUAAAUUGUCCCAAAAAUUAAA
This is a messenger RNA of Acanthochromis polyacanthus (spiny chromis), 4226 nucleotides long. Its product is annotated as putative cytochrome P450 120. Gene Ontology annotation, molecular function: heme binding; iron ion binding; oxidoreductase activity, acting on paired donors, with incorporation or reduction of molecular oxygen. The transcript is spliced from 11 exons. Bases 250 to 1518 code for a protein of 422 amino acids. The record is from RefSeq and is a predicted model, not a curated record. Lineage: Eukaryota; Metazoa; Chordata; Actinopteri; Pomacentridae. Gene Ontology annotation, biological process: sterol metabolic process.